Molecule: messenger RNA, 360 nt
Organism: Rhodofomes roseus
Lineage: Eukaryota; Fungi; Basidiomycota; Agaricomycetes; Polyporales; Fomitopsidaceae
Product: ribosomal protein L34-domain-containing protein
Exons: 1
Coding region: 1-360 (119 amino acids)
Biological process (GO): translation
Cellular component (GO): ribosome; mitochondrial large ribosomal subunit
Molecular function (GO): structural constituent of ribosome
Source: RefSeq, a predicted model, not a curated record
AUGCCUCGCAUUCCCUUCCAGCUCGCCCGCCUGCUCGCCCGCCCGCCAGCACUCCCUUCCCUUCCCUCGCAGCCAGCCGUCCGCCCCAUUCUCACCGCGGUCCUGCCACGCUCCGUACCCAGCCUGCUCAACACCAGUCGGACACUCGCCCGCCUGCAGCUCGCCCCGACCCUAUCCGCUCCCUCUCCCGUCCUCCACGCCCUGCAGCAAGUCCGGUUCGGCUCGCGAGGAACAGAGUACCAGCCAUCGCAGCGGAAGAGAAAACGCAAGCACGGUUUCCUCGCCCGCAAGAAGAGCUUGCACGGCCGGAAGAUCCUGGUCCGGCGCAGAGCAAAGGGGCGCAUGUACCUCACCCAUUGA